GAAGCUUCUCUCCAGCAGAGCUCGAUUGCCUCGACGCGGGCUUAAGCCAGAACCUGACCCAAAACCAGACCCUGAGAUACACUCAGACGCGGGACGGCCCAGACCGGACUUGGGCAAUCUCAGCUCGCUGAGAGAGCUGCGCUGAUAAGCUCAACCUCGGAACCAGAAUCAGAAUCAGAAUCGCUCGGUGGCUAUUCCACUCACCAGUUCUCAGCCAGCGAGUCAGUGUGUUUCCAGCUGGCAAAGGCAGGCGCACGGAAAGUCGGUUCAUCCAGAUUCGGACGGUAUCAUAAGAUAGUUAUCACCAUGGAUUCACAUAUUCUUUGGGGCAUUCUGGUGACGCUCUUGGUGGGGACAACCCACACAUACGCACAAGAAAUCUUUGGGUACUGCACAACGCCCGAUAAUGACAGUGGGACAUGCAUCAAACUCACGGAAUGCGGAUAUCUUUACCAAAUUGUGCAACGCGGCUCUGUUUCAGGCCCAAACCGUAACUUCCUGGCGAACAGUCAGUGUGGUUACCGCAAUGGAAAUGUGCUCAUUUGCUGUGCAAACAAUCGCCUGAGACCUCAACAGCCGCAACGCCCACAGCCCACUGUCGCAACACCUCCACCAAGACGUUCCGGACUGCUCCCCCAGGCACCCAAUUGCGGAGAUAAUUUUGGAAAUCGAGUCGUUGGUGGCGUGGAGACGGGCAAACGGGAGUUCCCGUGGAUGGCACUGAUCGAAUACACUAAGCCUGGCAAUGUCAAGGGACACCACUGCGGCGGUUCGCUGAUCAACAAUCGCUACGUGCUGACGGCGGCGCACUGCGUCUCUGCCAUACCCAGUGACUGGCAGCUAACUGGCGUUCGUCUCGGCGAUUGGGACACCACCACGAACCCGGACUGUACGACGGAAAAAAACGGACAACAGGAUUGCAACGAUCCCUACGUGGACAACCCGGUGGUGGAACGGAUACCACACCCUCAAUACCCGGGCAACGCCAGAGAUCAGCUGCACGACAUUGCCUUGCUCCGGUUGCGGGACGAGGUCAAGUUCAGUGACUUUAUUUCGCCGGUGUGCCUGCCCAGCCUGCCGUCUCAACGAGACGACAUUUUCCUGGGUCGCAAAUUAGUGGUGGCCGGAUGGGGUCGCACGGAGAACAGUUUCACGGCCAACAUAAGGUUAAAAGCAGAGCUGGAUCCGGUCCCAAUUGCGGACUGCAAUCAGCGGUACUCUAGCCAACGUCGCACUGUCACCACCAACCAAAUGUGCGCUGGUGGCGUUGAGGGCGUCGACUCUUGCCGCGGGGACUCCGGAGGCCCACUGCUGCUGGAGGACUACCAUGAGGGCUUUGCAAACUACUACAUUGCCGGGGUGGUUUCAUACGGACCGACACCCUGUGGCCUCAAGGGCUGGCCGGGCGUGUACACACGAGUUGCGGCAUACCUCGAUUUCAUAGAAAGCAAUGUUCGGGCCUAAACUGCAGAUUUUCUCGCCUCGUAUCCAAAAAAUUGAUGACGCGGCAUUUGGAUUAUAUCGUUUUUAAAAUACAAGUUAAAUUAUACAAUAAAUAAAUUUAAAUUGUGUAAA
Drosophila serrata is the source of this 1575-nucleotide messenger RNA. It is a transcript of the gene MP1, whose product is annotated as Melanization Protease 1. Gene Ontology annotation, molecular function: serine-type endopeptidase activity. NCBI's taxonomy places the organism in Eukaryota, Metazoa, Arthropoda, Insecta, Diptera, Drosophilidae. Gene Ontology annotation, biological process: proteolysis. The record is from RefSeq and is a predicted model, not a curated record.